Molecule: messenger RNA, 3166 nt
Organism: Grus americana (Whooping crane)
Lineage: Eukaryota; Metazoa; Chordata; Aves; Gruiformes; Gruidae
Exons: 2
Coding region: 226-1503 (425 amino acids)
Source: RefSeq, a predicted model, not a curated record
UCCUUAUUGACCUAAAUAACCUAAAAAUAAAUAACCUAAAAAUUCAAUUGUAUUGUCCUACCUACAAUUUCAGUUGGGUAUUUUGCUUUUCCCAUGGAUUUUGUGCUGGCAAGUUCCUGCACUAGGUCUGAAUGGCUGUUAAUGUAGAACAUGUGCGCUGCAAAGCAAUGCCUUUGAGCACAACACUUUUAAUUUGCAUCUUUUAAUCCUUUUCCAGUCUGCCAAAUGACUGAAAUGCAGAUGAGGACAAGGAAGCCUCCCUGCCCAGUAGAAAAAGUGUGGGUAGACAAGCACAAAUAUGAUGAAGCAGAGAGACUGCAUUACGAAAGAGAAGCGAUGCUAGCUGCUGCGGCCCCUGAGGAAUGCCAGGAGGUAGAGGCUGUAAAUGGAGUCUGCAAUGAUGACUCUGUUGAAAGUGAAUUCAAGGGAGACCUGAAGAGAGCAAGGAAUGGAAAGAAACAAAGGAAACGGAAGCGCUCUCCAAAACCCAAAAAUGUUGCCUCCAAGUUAGACUCUAUUCUGACUGGUUUGUUAGCUGACCACGUGUGGUUUGACAAACCUUUCUAUGAUCAUGCUGAGAACGUGUACAGGAAAAAAAUAGUGGAUUGUCAAAACCAGGAGGUACCUGAGACUGCACUAACUGCUGAGCAGUCCCCUUUAGUGGCCAGGUCAAAAGCUGUCCAAGAUAUUCCUAAGCCAAGGAUGCUUUCAGCAGUCCUGCUCUGCUCCCAUGGUAGUCUGUCUGCAUGUCACCAUGUUGUUCAGGAUGUCUGGGUCAACAAGUUUGACUUUGAUAAGGCCGAGGAGGUGUUUAUCGAAAAAUCGCAGUUCUUUCUUCCUCCAAAUGUCCUAACCAUCCCGUCUGUGUGGUCAAACACUGGCAACGUUGGGCUGAGAACGCCGGAUGAGGGCUAUGUUACAGCCCUGCCUACUCCUGCUACGCCAAGCUUAGCUCCAGACGUCGUUGCUGAUUCUGCUUCUUCCUUCAUUACCAGUUUGCCUGGCUCUGUACACCAGACGGUAAAUGGUAAGCCACAGAUUUCAAGCUUGCAGGCUCUCAUGUCAGAGGUGUGGUUAGAAAAACCUCUUUAUGAUGAUGCUGAGAAGAGCUUCUAUGAGAACAUGUUUGACGGUCAUCCAUCAGGCAAAGUCAGACAGCAGCAACGCGGCUGCCCUGAAGCAUUGAAGAACAACUAUGAGGACAGCAAGAACCCUGGUGUUGGACAGCAAACGGGCAUCAAACACGAGGACAUCGCCACCAACUCUCUGCUUCCCAGUGAUGCUGAGCAACCUCCGCCUACCUACUUUUUUCUGCAUGAGGACAGUGAAACUGUGUGGCUUAAUAAGCCGACGUAUGACAGUGCUGAGUCACGAUACUAUGCAGCCGAGGCUCUGAAAAUGUCAAGAGCAGGAGAGAGUACGGGGAUGCAGGAAUCUGCAGUAGUAAAACCCUCCCAACCAGCUGCUUAUGCUUCAAGCAUACCUGCACCAGAAACAAAGUAGGAGAAGUUUAUUCUGGGGUAAAACUCACACAUGCAAAACUGCCGGGUCAGGAUUGAGCUGAAAAAAUUUGCAUGUGUAGAAGACGGGCGUCCUUUGUGUCUGCAGGACCAUGCAUGCUGCUGUAGGGAGAUGCUGCUCCUGAGCCAGGGAGCCUGUUUGUGGGCAGGGUAACUGUGGGGGGAAAACUACUUCAAGGAACCCCCUUCUCUUGGUGAAUGCUGGUGUCUAAAGGUAGUAUUUGUGUGGUGCCAGAGGUUAAGGAUUUAAAGUCAGGGCUGGUAAGUCAGCUAAGGUUUGACCCUCUCUUCACAUGGAGGGGAGCCUGAGGCUAUGCUAGUUGAGCAGGAGGAGUGCAUUCUCAAAUUGUAGAUGACCUUCAUAGUUGUAAUUUAUAAAUCAGGUUACAGACAAUCAUUUCAAGGCUUCUUUUUAAGUCCUGGACGAGGUGUGGUAUGAUACUGCGCUUUCUGCAUUAAAAUGCUUUUAUAUAUGACUGCCUGAAGUCUGCACGGAAGGCUGGGAGCCUGUCCGAAGGCCAGUGCUUAAAUGUUGUUUUGCAGUGACUGAUGUUCUUGGAACAUCAGUCCUUAUUUCCGACACUUUUGAUCCUUGAGUUUCUUAGGAUUUGCUGGAAAGUUUUAAGAUCUUUGUCAAGUGUUAGAGACAAGCUUUAGAGCACACAUGCCUUUCACCCUGUCCUGUUUGGGAUAAUUUUCUCUGUCAUUGGACAGAACGAGAUAUUUGGUCAUUCCUUUCACCCUUCCCCAGGAAAGUCCAUGUGUCAUUGUAAAAUACAUGGCAUAAGUUUGUCUCUAACUGGGAUUCUCUAUUAAUGACACUGGUUGGCAGCUCAAGCAGGGUCUUGGAGGGUUGAGUGCUGGGAAUGGCUUUGAUGUAGAGGACCUGUAUGCUAUGGUGGCCUCUGGUCUCUUCUGAAUGGUUAGGUGAGGAGGGCUCAUCUGUUGGCCUCCAUGGAAGUGUUUUACUGUAAAGCUGUGGGGUUUUGAGCUGACAAGGAAAGGGUUUGUGUUUUGCUAUAAGUUGCGUGGUAGAACCUGGUAGUGGUGUGGUUUCAUUGUGAUGCUCUGUCCCUGCUCUCACUGCCUCCUCAAACUGGUCUUGGCUCUGUUAGCUGUCCCCUGGCUCGAAAUAAGGUCACAUCCUGUUCUCAUACUGUUGUGAGGGCUCCAUCAUUUGUCUUCAAGUUAAGUUAACCUUUGGAAGCUGCUGCACUGAAGAAAAAUAAUGUACACCAUUUUCACAGCAGCGUUAGGAUGUUUUACGCUGUUCCUCUGUGUAGUGACAGGUGUCUGUCCCUUGCAACUGAUGAUUUUAAUUUCUAAACAUUUGCAGCAGCUUCCAAAAGGGCACGUGUGCAGAUAGUUGUGGUUCCAUUGUAAACUGUGUGUGUAUCUGGGUUCCUGGAGGCUGAUGGGUGUCAGGCAGUGUGCUGUGCCAGGCUGUUCCUUACAGGAGGAUUCGGUGGUGCAUCUAGUGAAGCAUGGCGUGACCAGGUAGAGACGUUCACUAGCCAACAGCCGUUGUCAACACAGUUGAGUUGUGUUCAAGGAAGACUGAAAUGUGUUUAAAUUAGUGAGCUGUAGUGUUGGGAGUCACCUGUCACAGAGUGCUCCCUCGUUGGCACGCUGUAGCGUGGCACGUG